This is a messenger RNA of Oppiella nova, 903 nucleotides long. The record is from the annotation of a GenBank genome assembly. Lineage: Eukaryota; Metazoa; Arthropoda; Arachnida; Sarcoptiformes; Oppiidae.
AUGACAAAAGUGAAAAAACAGUACAAAAUUUGUGGCGUUUGCGGUGAUAAAGCACUCGGUAGAAAUUUUUGUGCCGUUUCGUGCGAGUCUUGUAAAGCAUUCUUCCGGAGAAAUGCCACUUAUUAUCAUGAAAUGGCCUGUUUUUAUGAAGACAAUUGUUUGAUUGAUAUCGAGUCGCGAAGUAUGUGUCGAAAAUGUAGACUUACAAAGUGUUUUAAUAUUGGCAUGAAAAAAGAAUCGGUACUCAAUGACGAGGAAAAGGAGAUUAGAAAACGUAUAAUACAAGAAAAUAGACUAAAGAAAAACAGGAGUAAAACAAUUGACAAAUUGGAUGACAACUCUUCAUCAUCACAACCAAUGGUCACUACAGAUCAUAAAGUGUCGGAUAAUUCAAUAGAGAUUUUGGAAAAUAAUAACAUAAAUGUGGAUGAACUAAAUCCACAAAUAAGGGAAUUUGAAAAUAGUUUGUCAAACGAUUCCUAUAGUAAUGAAAUGUCUACUGAACAACAAGUGAUUCCUAUCGUGAGACCCAUUAAUAACAAUGCAUUCAAUGAGACCGAAAGUAUGCGGUUUACGGAAUUGAUGAGUGUAAUCGACUUUAUAAGGUUUCCCAAGCUUUCAUCCACAUCACAAAUACAGCAUUUAUUAGAUGCCAUCACAAUAACAGUCAAUAUGUUUGAUGAAGUUUGUAGGAAAUCAGUGAAAGGAUUCAAAAGAAUGAAUGCAUUCAAGACUUUGUGCAUAAAUGACCAAAUAUUGCUACUUAAGUCCAAUACCAUUCAAAUGUCAUGUUUGCGUACAAUGACCAUUUAUAACACUCAAUAUAAACAAUGGGUUGUUCCUAUGGGUGACAACAAAUCAGACAGCAACAAAAGCAAACUAUUCUGUUACGCUAUCAUGUAA